Molecule: messenger RNA, 1674 nt
Organism: Stylonychia lemnae
Lineage: Eukaryota; Ciliophora; Spirotrichea; Sporadotrichida; Oxytrichidae
Source: the annotation of a GenBank genome assembly
AUGGGAAGCAUGAAAGACGAGGAUAUAGAGAGAAUGAAAAAUAUGUCUUAGCAGCAGUUCGGAUAGAACAGAGGUGGAGCUGCUCCUUAACAAUAACCAAAUCCUGGAUUCGGAUCAGAGUCCUCUUAAUGGGUGCCAAAUAGUAAUUCUUAGCAGCAGAAACCAGCAAGUACUAUCAAGAAUAAAGAUAUUGAAGAGGCUAAUAGACUAAAGGAGAGAGCAAAUAACCUCUUUAAGGAAUAGCAAUUUGAGAAAGCAUGUGAGAAGUACUAUGAGUCCAUAAACUCAAUAAGGUUCAAUGAAACCAUCAAGAACAAUCCCGAGGCAAGAUAAAUUGAAAUAGCUUGUAGAUUAAAUGUAGCAUUGUGCAAAGAUAAGUUAGGAGAGCAUAACGUUGUGAUUGAUUAGUGUUAGUAAGUUCUCGAAUAUGAGCCUAAAAAUUGGAAGGCGUGUUUCAGAUUGAGUAAUGCUAUGUAUUUGCAGAAUAAAGGAAAGUAAAAUAUAAAGGCUAUUCAUGACUAUGCAAAGAUAGCUCUUGAUGGCAAUCCUAGUGAUUAGAAGAUUAAAGACUUUUAUACUUAGGUAAAGUCAAGGUAUUAAGAAUAUUAAGAUUCUCUAAAGGAGGAUGAGGAAAAAAAGAGAUUCGAAGAAUUACAACAAAAAAAGUAAUAAGAAGAAUAGUAAGAAAAUUAAAAUAAAUAGCAAUCUAAAUAAGAAAGAGUAGUUGAAGAGGAAAAAGUUUUAACUCCUAAUUAAAAUCAAUAAUAGCAAUAAAAAUUUGUAGCUCCAAACCCUCUUCAAAAUUUGCCUGAGGAAGAAAAAGAGAGAAUAUUGAAGCAAGGUACAGAGUAACUUAAGAAUAUGGAUGAUAGUUAACUUAAUACAAUGGUGAAUAUGAUGAAAAAUAAUAAGGAUUAUGUUAAGCAAAUGUACAAGGCUCAAGGGAUGGAUUUGAGUGAUGCCUAGAUCGAAUAAAUGAGCUCUAUGAUGAACCCUGAGAUGAUUAAAAUGGCAAGAGAUAUGAUGUCUUCAAAUCCAGAUCUCAUUAAUCAAAUGAAAAGCAUGCAAGGAAAUAGAUAGCAACCUCCACCAAUGAAUAACUAAGCAUCCUAAUAGAUUGAAACCAAUUAAAACAAAAAAUAACCUUAAAAUAGCGAAGAGCCCAUUAUUGAAGAGGAAGUGAAGAGCCAGCCUGCUUAAUAGCAAUAACCAUAAUUCAAUCCGUUUGAGAUGAUGAAUCAGAUGAAUUAGCCAGGAGGAAAUAAUGGUAUGAUGGAUAUGAUGAGUAAUAUGAUGAACAACCCGAUGGUAUAGUAAAUGAUGCAGAAUCCAGACAUGAUGCGCUAAGCUUAAUAAAUGAUGUCAGGAGGAAAUAUGGAUCCCUCUAAGAUGCAAGACAUGAUGCAAAAUCCAUCAAUGAAGAAUCUAAUGAGCAAUCCUGACAUGAUAAGCAAUGCCCUCAACAUGAUGAAAGAUCCUAGAAACAAGGGAAUGCUUGAUAUGAUGAAGCAGCAAAAUCCUAACCUUAAUGUUGACAUGAUGAUGAAAGCUAUAGAUGUGCUUGCUAAAGUAGCUUCUACAUAUAAAAGGGUAAAGAGUGCUUGGGCUAAUAUAUAUGUAAGAUUGACUGUAUUUGCACUGUUAGUAGCAAUCAUCGCCUAUUUUUGGGGAUGA